GGAUUAAAAUUCACUUCAAUUCCAUCGUUAUUUGAAGAGAAUUUGGAAAAGUCCUCAUUUAGCGGACCUAGUGAAUAUGCAAAAGAAACCGCCCGACAAAAGGCUUUAGAGGUUUACCAUCGUGUAAAGGAGGUAAAGUCAUGCAUACAAGGUGUCCCGCAAAAGUGCAAUAGCUAUGUUUUAUGGGCAUCAAAAACUUAAUCUAAGAGAUGAAUUUUUGCACUAAUACUUAUAAUGGUAAUUUUUACGAGUACAAAUUAUUGUUAAUGGACGAUACUCAAUGCGCUAAACCUGAAAAUUAUUUAGAUUUAAAAUGUCUAUGUUAAGCCAACCCGAAAGCUACUAUUGUCUAAACAAAGGAAGACUCUAUCACAGACUUUCAUUAUUUGCUUGCCAAACCCGUAGGCUACUGCACCCAGUAUCGUUUAUUAAUUAUUGUCCAAACCACUAUGUUUGACCUAUUCAUAACAAUAACAAUGAAACUAUAGUUAAACAUGGGCAGAUAUACGAGUUAGCUUUAUCUGCUUAUCAUUCGCACUUGGAAUGCGAGCUGUAAAAGUGAUUUAGAGAGUCACCCACCAACCACCCCACACUCCAGCCUUUUCGCCGAUGUAACGAGGUGGUACUUGGAAGUAAUUACGGUAUGUUAUGGCUUAUGCGUGUGUUAUACUUACAACAUAACGUUGAAGCAUAUGGACAAAUCAUUCCCGCUCGGCACAAUCUUACCACAACGGCUAUGGAGUGACAUUGAAUUCUUGGGAACAUUGAACAAUAUUCAGACCUAUAUAUAAAUAUUAUCUCCGUUGAAUAUUAAAAGCUUAUAAACAUUCACUAGACUGUUAUAUCAAUGUUUAUUACUAUUUAUUUAAUAAAAUACUAAAUAAAGAAAAUGAAGUGUUUGAGGCAAUUGCUCUAGUAUGAGGUGGCAAUUUUGCCAUGGACCUCACGUUUUCUUUACGGAAUUUGGCAACCUGGCAUAAAGCCAAUUCCUAUUUACAAAAAUCACUCUAUUUCUGCAUAUGAGUAUAUAUAUAUAUAUAUAUAUAUAUAUAUAUAUAUAUAUAUAUAUAUAUAUAUAUAUAUAUAUAUAUAUAUAUAUUGAAUAUUUGAACCCUACAACCCGUGUCUCACAAUGAGUACUAUACAACUUAUGGAUGUAGAGUACAGUACUUGUACAGUACUUGAAUUUUAAAGUGCCUAUGACAUGAAAUUUCACCCCAAAUGUUUAUGGUUGCAUUGAAAAGAUCACUUAAAAUGACUUAAUAAUUUCUUUUAUAGAAUUUUGGUAACUUGCUUCCUUUGCAAGAUAUUCAACUUUGUUUCAUAUGCAAAUAUCACCGGUGUGACAUCACAUCGCAUAAUGACAUUUUGAAAACGCAAUAUUUUACCUGGAUAAAAUAUUUUUACAAACAAAUACAAAGGGUUAAUUACCAGUUAUGACAUUAAUACAUAUACAAGGGCAAUUUUUAUGUUUUUUAGAUACGUAUUCGUGAAGAAAACUAUACUUUUCUGAAAACUCAUUAUGUGAUGUGAUGUCACACCGGUGAUAUUUGCAUAUGAAACAAUGUUGAAUAUCUUGAAAAGGGAGCAAGUUACCAAAAUUUUAUAAAAGAAAUUAUUAAGUCAUUUUAAGUGAUCUUUACAAUGCAACCAUAAACCUUUGGGGUGAUAUUUCGUGUCAUAGGCACUUUAAACCAUGCAUGGCCAGCUAGAACAAUAUGUUCAGGCACAGAUUUAGCACAAACGCAUUAAGUUGGUUUAAUUUUUUUUUGGUUUCAGACUGCUCAGCCCCACCUUGUUGUUGCUGUGGAUACAGUUGUUGUAAGUACAAUGUUUUGUCAAAAUUGAAGGUUUGAUGUGUUGUUUUUUUUUGUCCCAAAUAUCUAUUUUUAUUGGCAAGUACAGUAUUGGUGAGUACAAUAUCUUUCUGUUUCAAACACGUCAGCGUAUUUUGUAGCUAUAAGUGCGCUUGUCGAUCUGCAGUCGUCAUAGGUCUUGUUCGUUAUUACAUACUGUAGUUGCCAAAAUUUGCUAAUAUGCAAAUUUUUCUUCCUGAUGAAAUUUCAAUUUCUUCUAAGCAUCACACAUCGCUAGCUUGCUAAAUAUAGCAGCGGUGUAUCACUUCAAAAAAUCUCGUACACCUCAAAAGAAAUCCGUAAAAAAUGCUUAUAAAAUCUCUAAAAAUCCCCACAAAUCCCGAAAAAUAUCUCGAGAGAAAAAAAUCACGGAGGAGUCCCAUGAGAUUUUCGAGAUUCCAAAAAUCUCGUACACUUUUUUGGCGUGAUUUUGGAGUGAUACACCCAGACACCCUAUACAUACCUAGAGUAUGAAUUUCGGAAACUCAUUGUUGUAUAGUCAAAAGUACUGAUGUCUAAUCUUUUAAAUCUUUUUGCCAUUUUGUACAAAAAAUCUCGAAAAAAAUAUUUUAAAAUGUUCUAAAAUUUAAAAAUGAUCAUGUUCCCAUGGCAAUACUUGGUGCACACCAAGAGCCUGCGUUCAGUGUUGGGCCAAUUAACAAAUACUUCAUGUUAAAUCGCCAUGUUUGGAAAACAUUGGCGAGGGGUUCCUGUAUACAUGUUUUUCAUGCAUGAUAUAACAUUAUAUAAUAACUACAGUGAAACACGGCAGGAUCAGACAAUCCUGCAUGGGAAAUUCUGAACAGAAAUUCUUGCACAUAAUUUUACAAAUUAUACUCGCAUUGUAAAGUUUCAUUGUACGAUACCUUUCGACUUUGAAGUAAGUUUGCAAUUAUUGAGACGUCAGUUUAGUUGUAUGAAUAAAUUUCUGAUCGAUACAUUGCUGUUCAGCAAGUAGCAACGCGUAGCGUUGAAAUUCAUCGCACCAUGGCAAGUACAACAUCUCUCGCUUCAAACUUCAAAGUUCAAACGCUUCGCAAUCUUCAAGUAUUCAGGUCGAGAAUCUUCAAAACUACUUUGGCUCUCUGUUUAGCGGGGUUUCCAUUUCAAAUUUCGUAUAUUUUAUCGAAAAAGUCUCUGUAUUUUCGCUGUAUAUUUUCGCGAAUUUGCGAUCAAAUUCUGUUCACAUUUGUUGUUGUUUUCAAUAGCGUGGAGUAGCGAUUCUCCGAUUGGUUAAUUCACGAUUGUUGUGAGAACUGCACAUUUCAUCAGUAAUUAUAAUCAAAUUAACCGUCGUUGCACUGUAGUAAUUUUAUAAAACAAUUACCAAAUGGUUUUCCCGUGCCGGAUAGCAUGAUCCAUGCACUUGGGAUGUUGCUCGACUUUCGGAAAGCGUAAUAAUACACUCGCCUAUGGCUCGUGUAUUUUCACGUUUUCCGAAAGUCUCGCAACAUCCCGCGUGCAUGGAUCACGCAAUCCUGCACGGAAACCAUUCGGUAUUCCUUUAUAACUUGUCGGCGGAGAUAUGCAGUUUCCGAGUGGCUAAAGUGAACUAAACCUCGCAAUGGCGAUAAAAAAACUAGUGGAAAAAAGAUGAGCGUAGUAGCCUUUUCCCAAAAUAUAUCGCAGUGCAUGCUGGGAUCGUUUGGAGGGACAAAAUAUACGGCGGCAGGCGUCAAAUAUGUGAAAGAGUGAAGUAUGUAUCUGCUAUCAAAUAUCAACUUUUUAUACGACCAAAAAUGAAAUAUCUCCUUUUUACAUUAAACAUUUAAUUUAAAUGCGUGCUGCCAUAUUUCUUGUCCCUCCAACAUGGGAUUCGCGCGACUAGACCCAGGACUUUGGGAAAUGGCUAAUUGAUAUAUGUUAUACAUACAUGCAUAAAAAUCCUUUUAUCAGGCCUAGAUGCUUCUAUAAAUUCAUUUAUGCUCAUAUAUACAAAUAAAAUAUCCGCGUGGUAUCUUUAAACGAUACUCGUCCCCUUUUUUAAUUGGGUUCUUAGAAUACCCGGUGUUAUGUGACUUGGGAGACCUCUGGGCUAUAUAGUAUAUACAUGUAUAUAGGGGUCAGUGGACACGCCAAGAGAUUUUGUUUAUAGCUUGUAAGUAAUAUUUGGAUAUGUUGUCGAACUAUUAAAGCACUAUUUUAACAUGUACAAAGACUUAACACCUUGUGGAUAUAUCACUUCCUUGCGUUUAAAGGUAAUGUCUGUGUAGUAGCUAUAGAAAGGUCUUUAAAUAUUUACAUAUCUUCAAUCAUUAAAUUGGCAGUUAAUAAUUUAGCAAGUUGGGGUUAUUACAGAUGAGGGUUGUUACAUAAUUAUAUAUUAGCUACAGUAAUAUUUUCAAAAUGAAAAACGAAACAAAAUGAAAACCUCAGAACGAAAAACGUUUGCUAAUAAGAAUAAGAAUAAGAAUAAGAAUAACAGCAUAACUAUUUACCUCGUUUCAUAGAAUUUGGAUUUAUUCAGUUUGCAGACGAGAAAAUUAUCGAGAAGCCAAAAGAUGAAAAAGAUGCCUUUCAGAUGAUUAAGAGGUAUUAUGGUUGGCAAGGCUGUUAAACAAAGGUUUGAACACAAAAAUAGGUACGCUAAGCGCCUAUGUGACGUCACGCCAUCUAUUAAGACCAGGCAGUUUUUUUAGUAAUCAAUUUUCCUGUUUCAGUUUCAGUGGUAGAACACAUUCAGUACACAGUGGUGUAGCGCUUCUGAAACCAAAUACUAGCAAGUCGGACGAAGGUGAGUCUUACAAUUACUCAAGAUGGAUAAUAUAUUAAUAUGCAGUAUUAUAUAACACGUCAUUAAAUUCUGGUCAUUUAAUUAGCUUAUGAUCACGUGAUAUGGAUUUAAAAUUCCCGUUUUGCUACCGCGCAAUAGCACGAGUGCUAUUACACGGUAGGAUUUAAUUAAAUUCAAUCAUUCAAAAUCCUAUUCGUAUCGUAAUCGUAGCUCAUUUAACUAUCAUUUUCAUACUGAGACCGAUGGAAUUAAAUUCAAAUACAUAACUUGUGCGAAGGAGAAUGGCGGGCGUAAAAAUACAAUAUUUUUACAAUAAUUUUUACGAUAAAUGACCGUCAACGGUCAUAAUAUUAAGGUGAUUCAUCAGUAAUUGUUCUGGAAAUGAGAAUUUGCUGAACUGACUUCCCAGGGAUGAAGUUUAUGAUAUGCUUAUACAUAUAGUAAAAACAGGGAAAACAACACCUUUUUCCCCAUAUGGCGCCAUUUUGACCCUUUUACAGGAACAAUCGCUCAACCGUUAUUGAUUUUUUUAACAAGGAUCCUACUAAAAAUGUCUAUAUAGUGAUUACAUACAAGAAAACAUGGUAUUUUAGCGAAUCAAAAACCACUGACGUGCAUUGUCGUCGUGCAAAUGUGUCUUUUCCCAUCUUCACAGACAUGUUAUUUUGGGAAAUAUUAUUUUGGGAAACAUGCGCGAAAAAUUUAAAAUAGUAUAAGUUGUAGAAAUGAUUUUUCUCUUAUUUUCUUAUGACAUGUAAUCAAAUCAAAUCAAUUUAUUCGCCAAUAAUUAACAAAAUAAUUUACACAGAAUGAAUAAAAUAAAUAAAGGCAAAGUAGCCCAAAAGAAACCAAAAGGCUUAUUUACAUUGGGCUCCUUUGUUAAUACAAAAACGUAUGGAAGAACAAAAAUAUAAAAUAAAAAAGUAAGGUCACGUAUACCUUCUUAAACUGAGAGAUACAAGUGUUAAACAUGCAACACGAUGUGGUUUAGUGUUAGUUGAACAGGGAGCCCUAGCCAGAGUUUUUGAAGGUAUAUUUCCUAAAGUACACCUAAUCAAUGCAGAGUGUUUUUCUCUUUGACCUUACUCUUUCUUUAUCACUUUACAUUUCAGUUCGACUACAAAUAUUAGCUAGAAUUUGUUAUUAGAUAUGCGCAGUAAAAGUGCGCAAUGCAAAACUGAUGAAUCACCUUAAUUCUUCACUAAAACAUUUGUUGGCACUUUUUGUUGGAUUUUAAUUAUUUUUGACCAAGGUAUGUAUUUGUUUUGUAUUUAGUUAACUUAAAAUUUGAUAAAAUUGAUCUAUAUUCAGUAUUUUGGUGUCAUAUAAAACAAAUAUUGAAUUGUUCCGUUCGUGCAAUAGGAAAAAUAUUUUCAUUCGGUGAAAGAUGGAAUUUUCCAUUCCAUCUUUCACAUCAUGAAAAGAUUUUUACCAUCGCACUCGUAAACAUUCAUUAUUUGUAUAACAUUCCUCGAUUUUUGGACCACCGCGUGUGGACGUCGUCAAAUAAAUAGGCACGAAGAAUGAACUUUGAUACUCCAUUACUGUAAUACCAGUUCAUUGUACGAAAUACAGUAGCCAUGAUAUUUCCGAUUGAUGUGUUUUCCCAUAAAUUAUAGUCUGAACGAGUUUGAGAAAUAUUUAUUUCAUGCGCGAAAGAAGUGCGAGUUUUACGUAGCUAGUUCAUUUGAGCUUUUUUCUUUUUAAUAAUUUUAGGUAAACAUCAUUUAAACAUGUCAAUUUGUCUUCAUGUAUUUCAGAACAUUAUUCUAUACUUCAGUUUGAUGAAGUAACAAAAGUUACAUUUGGUUCGUUAACAGAUGAAAUAAUUAAGACCUACGUUGCGACCAAAGAGCCUCU
Paramuricea clavata is the source of this 6450-nucleotide messenger RNA. The record is from the annotation of a GenBank genome assembly. Lineage: Eukaryota; Metazoa; Cnidaria; Anthozoa; Malacalcyonacea; Plexauridae.